AUGACCGAAAACAUAAUGGAGAAGGGCAACGAGGCUGAAAACGCCAAUGAAGACACAGUUAUGGCGGACGAGGUCAACACCACCGAGGACGCAAUCAAGGAUCCCGCACCGGAGCAGCAGCAACAGAAGAAGAAGAAGAAGAAGAAGAAGAAGAAGAAGAAGCGAGUCAGGUCGCAGGCUUCAUUUGACCGGCGUAAAGAGCGCGCCCGUCUCCGCAGCAUGGGUCUUCCCGUUCCCACUCCGCCGCCCCAACAAGUGUGUGACCCGGCCUUACCACUCGAGCGCAAGCGCAACAAGAAAAGGGCCAAAAAGGCCAAAAAAGCUGCCUACGAAGCAGCUAAGCGGGCUGCUAAGCAAGCCGAAGAGGGACCCGUAGCUGCAAGCACCUCUCUUCCCGCCAACGCUCACCCCACAGCUCCUGAGAACGAUACCGUUAUCAUACCUGAUGUUGAAGAUGAGAGGAUGGAAGAUGACAAUGCUGAGAUGGAUUUGGACCCAGCACCCACCAUGACUCUUGUGUAUCGGGGUAAGACAGGCUGA
Penicillium concentricum is the source of this 540-nucleotide messenger RNA. RefSeq lists its product as uncharacterized. NCBI's taxonomy places the organism in Eukaryota, Fungi, Ascomycota, Eurotiomycetes, Eurotiales, Aspergillaceae. The record is from RefSeq and is a predicted model, not a curated record. The transcript is spliced from 3 exons. Bases 1 to 540 code for a protein of 179 amino acids.